AUGACCUGUCAGAUUCUUCCUAAAGGUUUUGAGGCCCAAGUAAAAUAUUUUAACAAAACUAUUCUAAAAAUCCACACCAAUUUCCUCCAAAGUAUUUGUAAUGCGGAUAAAGUGACGAAUUUGUCUCACGUUACACAUUUGGAUCUGCAUUCAAAUAAGUUCAGCCAAUUUCCACCGGAAAUUUUUUCUAUGACACUCCUUCAAAUAUUAGAUCUUAGUCAUAAUGAAAUUAAGACUGUUCCAGAUCAAAUAGCCCUACUGCGCUCUCUUCGCAAGUUCAACCUUAGAGACAAUCAAAUUCGAAAUCUUCCUGCCAAUUUUGGUGAUCUUAGGUUCCUGGAAGACCUUGACUUGAUCGGAAAUCCACUGAGAUGUUUGCCCGUCGAAAUGGGUCGCCUUGUUAAUUUAAAGCAGCUCAAUCUUCCUUCAGCCUCCCUUACAUUCCCUCCACAAGAUGUCUGCGAAGCCGGACUUCCGACAAUCAUUUCAUACCUCCGAAAAUCUGGAAAAAUCUCAGAUGACGAAUUUGAACCUGCUGAAGCAAAAGUCUCAACACAACAGACUUAUGAUGCCUCUUCUAGUGCAACUGAGGAUUCGGGUUUUGGUGAUUUUGGUUUCAAUCGACGCAGUGAUCUCCAUCGAAAAGUGGAAGAAGAGCUAAAUGCACACGCUGAAUUAGCCAAACGCGUUGCUGAAACACGGAUUUCUUCAAUGAAAAAGCUCGCUCAGGUAGGGUCGGAGGAAGAUGCUAUCAAAAGUGAGUUGCAACUUCUGCAAAGGCAUCGAGAUGCAAAGAGAAAAGAACUCGUGAAUAGCCUUCGUGAUACCCUUGAUCAUGCAGACGAUUUGAUAAAGCUCUUGCAAAAGAGGCAACAAAUUAAAUUGGAGGAUACGGACCCGCCUUCUCUUGAUAGUCUUCCUUAUUUCACUCUUACGGAUGAGAAUAGGCGAAGGAUUCUCGAAUCGAUGAAUAACAUGCUUGUGGCCUCUGAGACAGCACUUACUCAUCAUCGUGAUUUUAUAAAGAAUAUUGCCAUGACAAAUUCCAACCAAGGUGACGCCAAUCCAACUAUUCAAAGCGUCCUUGUUAGUCACCAGGCUAAUCAAGCCAAACUCGCUGCCCAGGUCGCCGUUGAGGAAAUUGAACAGAUGAAAGCAUUCGAGUGUCUUCAAAAAGAGCAUGAUGUUCGGCGUCGACAGAUUGUCGUUGACAUUCGCUUGAUCGAAGCGGAACUCUGCAGGCUUACCCAAGCAGAACUAGAACGCAAGAUCACUCAAGGAGCUGCAUCAGCUUUUGACUUCUCAGAUCGUCGAAAGGACCUCGUUCGCUUACUAGCAGAGCUGCAGAAGCAGAAGGAGCUUCGCGAAUCCGAGUUGCAUAGGCGUUUGGUGGAAAUGGAGAAGCAGAAGACUCGGGACCAGGAAGACUACUGGCUUGUGCAAUACCAACGACUCAUUGAUAGAAAACCAGCAAUUCUCAAUAAGGUGGAAUCCUUCCUAUCUGUUGAGAUACGCGAGGUUCUUGCAACUGCAGGAGCUGAGGACUACUUGCCCAAUUUUGAAUAUCAUCGCAUUACACCGGAUCAACUUCCAGCACUUACUGACGGGGAUUUGAUCAGGAUCGGUGUUAACGCUGUCGGUGUGCGAAAGGCCAUUCUUGAGGCAAUUGUCCCCCAUGCCAAAAUUCAGGACUGGAUGGUUGAACCUUCAGCACCAAUGGAAGCGCCAGCGUUGGAGGAGAUGGGAUCCGGUGAAAUUAAGGACGAAUUGAUCAAUAAACCUUCGGCGCCGAAAGCUGAAACCAUGCCAAGCGCUCCUCCAGUUCAUGUUGUUGCUCAUUUCGAGGUUGAAUGCUGUAUCUGUCAGGAUGCUCAAUGCACCAUCAUAUUCCUUCCAUGCGGUCAUGUCUGCUGCUGCGAUAUGUGCUCGGUCAAGGUUAAUCAAUGUCCUCUCUGCCGUGUUGUUGUGCAGCAAAGUGUUUUAUUGUCGUGA
This is a messenger RNA of Rodentolepis nana, 1992 nucleotides long. Lineage: Eukaryota; Metazoa; Platyhelminthes; Cestoda; Cyclophyllidea; Hymenolepididae. The record is from the annotation of a GenBank genome assembly.